GGCGCUGAGUUGCUUCUAAAAAUAGCAACCAAUCACCGACAACAGAGUCGACUCUGGUGCGCGUUUGGUGUCGUCUAGACGUUUCGCCUGGGAGCUCCGGCGAGUACUUUUUAUAUUAUUUUUCUAUUUUUUUUAGGAAUCUAAGGUUUUUAGGCUUGUAGCUAUUAGAUAUAAUUUUCUUCCUUAAAAAUAAGUACAUCUGGCCCGCAUCAUGGCGGGACCAGGUAAUCCGUGGGGAAAUAACCCCCCACCCCAAACGACAGCUCGAGAGAGAAGAACUCCUGCAUGGUUAGAUCCUGAUAAAGGGGAAUUAUUGUUUUUGGUUCUCAGUGCCAACGAAGGAUUCAAUCUUCCGAAGAAUCCUUUUAUCAUAGAAAAAAGUCUAACAAGUUUUGCCGGAAACAUCGAACCAUGCAGCUACAUCGAAAAAGGGACAAAGCUAUUAGUAAAAACAAGAAAUCAGAAACAAUUUGAGAAGCUGCAAUUACUGGACAAAUUGAUCGACGAUACGAAGAUUACCAUCGCUCCACACCCGUAUCUGAACAGCGUUCAGUGCGUGAUUGUCUGUGAUCAACUUGAAGGUCUAAGCGACGAAGAAAUUUUAAAUGAACUCAAAGUUCAGAAAGUGGUUAACGUACGGCGCUUUACACGAAAAGUCAAUGGUGAAGUGAAACCAACCAAUGCCUUUUUACUAAAAAUUGAAAGCUUGAAAGUACCUACCGAAAUACGGGUUGGAUGUCUGAACAUCAAGACACGUCCAUUCUACCCGCGUCCACUCCUAUGUUACAACUGCUUUGUACUUGGACACUCGAAAAACAGAUGCAAAGCUACAACAAGCUGCCUCAAUUGCGGAGGUAGUGAGCAUGGCAAUUGUUCUAUGGAAGCCAAAUGUAAGAACUGCAACGGUAACCACAAUUCCUUGCAUCGACAAUGUCCAGCAUUCUUAAAAGAGCAGGACAUAAUCAGAAUCAAAAUCGACAAUGGUAUAACGUACAAAGAAGCUGCCACCGAAUACAGCAACAAAACAUCGGUUAACACACGACUAGUAGCUCUUCAAACAGAAAGCGAAAAGGACGCGAUUAUCGCUCAACUGCAAAAAACAAUCGCUAGCAUGGAAAAGAAAAUCGAAGUAUUAACCAACGCAACACAAGCACUGGUACAACAACGAAACCUUCUACACAACACGCUAAAGGUGCAAACCAAGGAAAUGGAAGACAGCUCGACCGUUCACAGCGAUUCCACACCAAUUUCAUCAGACGACGACGAAUCAGGAAAAUCAGACGACUCAAUGAAAAGUACCAACACAACAGAUACAAUUACGAAAACACCGAUUAAGCGUAAAGCUCAAUUAUCAUCAUCAUCACACGACGAAGAAAAGGAAAACGAUAACAAAAACACACCUCGCAACGAACCAAAAUCCUGCAACAUUUCGGCAACAAAACAGAAGAAAAAGACGAAAAACGAAACACAACAUAGCACCGGAACUCUCGGAUUACUCACAACAAUUCCCUAUGUAUAACACUGCUUUAGUAUUCCAUCC
Messenger RNA from Anopheles funestus (African malaria mosquito), 1540 nucleotides. RefSeq lists its product as uncharacterized. The transcript has a single exon. NCBI's taxonomy places the organism in Eukaryota, Metazoa, Arthropoda, Insecta, Diptera, Culicidae. The record is from RefSeq and is a predicted model, not a curated record. The coding region runs from base 212 to 1519 and encodes 435 amino acids.